Molecule: messenger RNA, 8253 nt
Organism: Salvelinus fontinalis (brook trout)
Lineage: Eukaryota; Metazoa; Chordata; Actinopteri; Salmoniformes; Salmonidae
Product: ubiquitin carboxyl-terminal hydrolase 31-like
Exons: 16
Coding region: 1052-5053 (1333 amino acids)
Biological process (GO): protein deubiquitination
Molecular function (GO): cysteine-type deubiquitinase activity
Source: RefSeq, a predicted model, not a curated record
GACCCCAGUCAGCAUAGUGAGCAGAAUUCGCCAGCAUCACAUGCCGCUACCUGCUCUCCUCCAACAUGGAUCAGUGUUUGGCCGUGACGUCAGCCGUCACCGCCCUGCCUGCCUGCAGUAUCGGUGACUCCAGAUGAUGAAGACAGGAGAAGCGGCCUUGCGAUGAAUCAGAAUUAAGAGGGAAAUAAGCCAUCACAGGAUGAGAUACUGCUUUAAACUUGGCGACGGAGGUAUCGAACGAUGUUCAUUUUACGGCGCUUAUACGAUGGAUAGUAUUAUACCGAAUGGAGGGAGCGGUGGACUAUGCUUCCCUCCGGGCUUCUUUCUGGGGGCUUUUCAGUUUAAGAGCGCUUCUGCAAGCGCUGCCACGGUAUGGGCGAUUUAGUGAAGACAUCCACGAGUCUAUAAACAUCAGCAAUACAAUCGUUUUGGGCAAUAUCGUGGAAUAUUUAUUUUCUUAAAGAUUCUGGAAUAGGAUUAUAUAGGUGGAGCUGCGGUUUAUUUAAUAAAACAUGAGCCCCGCUCGGUACACUGUGGUCCCAAUUUAUGGGUUGAUUCAUUGCUGUUGAUGUUCGAGUAUUGUGAGUCGCUGAUUUUCUAAUGAACACGGAUCAUGUUGGGCAUCCUAAAUGUUACACCUGCAUGGCAUGACCCUAAAUUGAUAGACUACGAGAAUAUUAACAUUUGCUCGUGCGUGGAGACCCUCUAGGCUACCUAAUUUAGAGUGGCAUGAUAGCAUCUCCCCAUGGAGAAUAUUUAUGCAACCCGACGCAGUGUUUUAAUUGAGAUACGAGACAUGUCAUGGGUCUUUUGUUCAGGCUAUAGGCUGCUGGUGAUAAGACCCUCAAAUGCUCCACCUUUCCUCCAAAAUAGUGUUUUAUAGCCUACUACUGUCAUCAUCAGCGAGGAACAUAAAUAACAUCAAUAAUUAUUAUCACUGUGGUUGGCUUUUGUCAUUGGGAAUGACAGACUGAUCCAAUUAUUGUCCAGAGGUGCUCUCUCUCCCUCUAGUAACAUUUACAUAUUGAGAAACCCCAGCCCGACUGUGACCAUGUCGAAAGCUGCCACUAAAGAGAAAAAAUCAUUCAGCAAGAAGCUCUUCCGAAGGGGCUCGGUGCGCUCCGUGGGGAGCUUUAUGAACAGAGUUCUCAGGACUCUGUCGACUUUGUCCCAUUUCGGCAACGAGGAGCAUCAAGAUGACGACAAAGACGAUGCAAGUUCUAUCCCGACCACCACUGGCGGCUCUGUCCCCUCCGACGACAGUGACUGUGGCGGGUUCCUGUUUGGGGACAAGGUCCCCGGAGUUGCCGGACUCAAGAACCAUGGCAACACCUGUUUCAUGAACGCUAUCUUGCAAUGUCUGAGCAACACGGAGCUAUUUGCUGAGUAUCUAGCAUUGGAACAAUACCGUGGAGAGGACAACAGUCACGGUACUAAUGACAAAUCGACUGAAUCGAAUAAACCGAAGUCAACAAACGGUGUCUGUAUCCAAAGGAAGGGACACCAGCAGCAGGAGUCAGGUGAAGUCACCGAGCAACUUUCUGGUCUCGUCCGCGCUCUGUGGACGUUUGAGUACACCCCACAACACAGUCGCGAAUUCAAGAAUGUUGUGUCGAAGAGUGCCCUGCAGUUCCGGGGCAACGCCCAGCACGAUGCCCAGGAGUUCCUGCUGUGGCUCUUGGACAGAGUUCACGAGGACCUCAACAACAUCGUCCUGCCCAGCAGCAGACCCCCCAGGAAGCCUCCGUUGGAGGAAGAAAAUGUCCCUGAAGGAUCCUCAUUACCAGCAGCUGGCUCUUUCGUACAAGAGCUAUUUCAGGCUCAAUACAGGUCCUCCUUGACUUGCCCUCACUGCCAGAAACAGAGCAACACCUUUGACCCUUUCCUCUGCAUCUCACUGCCCAUCCCGGUACCGCACACUCGGCCCCUGUAUGUGACGGUGGUGUACCAGGGAAAGUGUUCCCACUGUAUGAGAGUGGGUGUGGCUGUGCCUCUCUCCAGCACUGUGUCCAGACUGAGAAACGCUGUGGCCCAGGAGACCAAAAUACCCUCUGAACAGAUUGUCCUUACCGAAAUGUACUCCGAUGGCUUUCACCGCUCCUUCUGUGACGAUGAUGACGACCUUGAGAUCAUUCAAGAGAGCGACUCCGUAUUUGCCUUUGAAACACCUGAGUUGUUUAGACCAGAGCAGAUCCGUUCUCAGCGAGGAAGUCCCCAUGCUAAUCUGAAUCAGAACAACUUGAAGUAUGGGACAGACAACAACAGGCUACAGGUGUCAACAAAAAUGGAAGAGUCAGUGACUCCCCCUCCGAGCCCCAAUAAGAUCAGCGGGGCUGACAAGAUCAUUCUGCUGGUGUGUAACAGAGCCUGUGCUGGACAGCAGGGACGCAGGUUUGGUCAUCCGUUUGUGCUGUAUCUGGAGCGGACUGUCACCUGGGACAUUCUGCAGAAGGAGAUCCUGGAGAAGAUGCGUCACCUUUUGCGUCCCGGGGUCUUUGUCCAGGUUGGGCCCUUCAGUUUGCGUGUAGUGGGGGUGGUUGGAAUCACGUAUCUCUUACCUCAAGAGGAGCAACCACUGUGCCACCCCUCUGUGGAGAGAGCGUACAAAUCUUGUGGGCCAGGAGGUCCCCCACAUGUCAAGAUUGUGGUGGAAUGGGACAAAGAGACAAAAGACUAUCUGUUCAAACGCACCGAGGACGAGUACAUCCCAGAUGCUGAGAGUGUACGUCAACAGAAAGACGGACAUCUGCAGCCUCAGAUGUGCUCCCUCGCCCAGUGCUUUCAGCUCUACACCAAAGAGGAACAGCUUGCUCCAGAUGAUGCCUGGCGCUGCCCACACUGCAAGCAGCUACAGCAGGGCAGCAUCAAGUUGAGCCUCUGGACCCUGCCUGACAUCCUCAUACUGCACCUCAAACGCUUCAGACAAGACGGAGACCGGAGGAUGAAGAUGCAGAACAUGGUGAAGUUUCCUCUGAUCGGGAUGGACAUGGCGCCCCAUAUGGUCAAGCGGAGCCAGAGCAGCUGGAGUCUGCCCUCGCACUGGUCACCAUGGAGACGACCUUACGGGAUGGGCCGCGACCCCGAGGACUACCUGUAUGACCUGUACGCUGUGUGUAACCACCACGGGACAAUGGCGGGAGGUCAUUACACAGCUCACUGUAAAAACUCCAUCGAUGGCAUGUGGUACUGCUUUGACGACAGCGAUGUCCAAGCCAUAUCUGACGAUGACGUCUGCAAGCAGAAUGCCUACAUACUGUUUUAUCAACGACGGGCCACCAUCCCGUCAUGGUCUGCUAACAGCUCCGUUGCAGGUUCGACCAGCUCGUCUCUGUGUGAACACUGGAUCAGCAGGUUGAUAGGGAGUCGUCCUCCCAGCCAGGCCUCAUCUGGCUCCUCCAGACGCACUUCGCUGGCCUCCCUCUCGGAGUCGGCCGAGUUCACUGGGGAACGCAGCGAAGACGAUGGCUUCUCUACCCGCCCGGCGGUGAGGAGUAUCCAGAGACAGACCUUCUCCUCGCGCUCCAACAUGGCCAGCCCUCUGGCCCUCAGCGAGAACGGCUCGAAGCCCUCCUGGUCCCUCUCCACUAAGCUCCAUCUGCGCUCCAACUCUCCCUCGCGCUUCUCCCUGGAGUCCCACUCCUCCUCGCCCACCCUUGAGAGGAUAGGCGAGGCGGUUGAUGACAAGGUCUCCACCUCCUGCUUUAGCGGCUCGGCGAAACCCGAGGUAAGGGCUGGAGGUAAGACACCCCUGGUGGUGGAGGGUAAUGCAGGGGCUAAAAGGCUCUUGGAGCAGGUGCACUCCAAGGCCAUCCCCCAGGCUGAGCUGAGGAGCUCCAGCCCGGCAGGGGGUAACAGUAACGUGGCUACAGUCGUGGAGCCAGGCAGCCCGGGUCAAGGAGCAAUCGCUAAAGAGCCUAAACAACGAGGAGCAGGGGGAGAGGAGGGCGCUGGGGCGAGGAGAAACUCUGCAAAGACUGUUGAGUCCGAGAAGAGCCCCAAGAAGCACCCAACCACCCCCUCACCGUCCCCUUCCCACACCUCCUCUGUGACCCACGGAUCGUCACCUUCUCGAACCCAAGCCAAGAGCGUGGCGGCCACAGUGUCCAACCCCAAAGAAAAAAGCGAGGGUGCAGUCAAAAAAAACAGCAAGACCUCCUUAGCCAAAACAGCCACCCCCACGAAAAAGGAGCCGUUGCAGACCCCAGAAACACUUCACCCUGAAACAGCAAAGCAAAGGAAGGGAGGCUCCCCCAGGUCCCAGAGUUCCUCGGCACACCCGCCGAGGAAGACGUCGCCCAGAGGAACGGUGGAGAGGAGCUCCGCAUCAGCGAGAACCAGAGCAGCCGAGAGGAGCGCCAGUCGGGAGACGUCGCGGACCACCUCAGUGUUAGAGAGGGGGGUGAACCACGGUGGUCCCUCCUCCAGGGCCAGUGGUGUGUCCCGUGGAGGAGAAGUGUGUGCCACUGGCCGGGGCGAAGGUAGGGCGGGGCGAGGGGCGGAGAGCAGGGCUGGGGGGAGGAGCACCAGCAGCAGCUCCUCCAUGACCAGCCUGCGAUCGUCCAGUGUGAGCGUGGCACCGGCAGCGGCCUCAGCAGCGCCGCCCAGGGGACCUCUUUGGAACAGCAAGACAGAGGAAAAGGGACUCAACUUCUUCAAGAGUGCCCUGAGGCAGAAAGAGACACGCAGGUCCACGGACGGGGGAAAGCCAACCACGACGGCCAAAGCAGGGACAGGCGAGGCUAAAGGCAACUCAGAAGAAGGGGCUGGGGAGGAGACUGGAGAAGUGGCGGGGAAUGGAACAGCCAAGAGGGCCCAGCAGGGGAACCCAGAGGCCCAGAUGAACACACCCUCGGCCAAAGACAAGGAAUCGUCCAAGACAUCCAACCCAGCCAAGCACUCUAUACUGUCCUCCGCCAAGUCCAAGUCCUCCGGAGCAGAGACCGGUGGAGUGGAGAAAGCCUCUGCCAACGGGAAAAAACCUCCUGAAAAGAGGUUGCCGCCAUCCCGAAAGAUCCCCAUCAAUUCUUCACGAACCACCCAGAAGUCCAAGUGAAAUAUCUUUGGGGACCCAGAACAACCGAUGAAGUGAAGCUCCAAGGUGUCUCAAAGAUUGAACUACAUCUCCUCUUUGGGAGCGACUUUUGAAAAGCACCUCUGGCUUUUCAUUGGCCCCAGAUGAUUGCAAGCUGCCAUACAUGACAAUCUGUCCCUGUCCAAUUUAUUCUAUAGUAAUGGAUUGAAACAAAGCACUUUGUAUGGAUUGCGUUGUUAAUUCUUUUUUUGAAAAAUGAUUUUAAUCAAUUGGAUUAUUAUAUGAACUGCACAUGUAAUGACAUUUUUACCUGGUUCUUUAGCAUACUUUGACAAGGUUCGUCUUGGGCAGACGUCGAAAGGAACUUGUGUAGCGAGCAAGUACAUUUGCUAAGCAGUGUAAGGAUGAGAAACCCUGUAAAUCACACAAUAGAUCACACAUGGAAUACUACUCAGUCACCAGAUGUAGUUAACGAGCAGUGUUUUACAUCUGACUUCUUUGUACUUUUAAAACUUCUGGGUCCACUUUCAAAUAGUUCAAAACAUUCCACACCAGGCAGAGCAUCUAAAUAUAUGGAGCCAUGAAACAAACGCCAAUACCUAUCAUAAUCCCAGUUAAUAGCUAAUUAGAUACAGUAUAGGUCAGUGGUAAUGUAUGUCAAAUCUCAUAUUAAGAGCUAUCAAUGCAGGUACAUUUGUAAUCCCAAAUUCACUGGUAUUAGUUGUUCAGUACUGAUAAUCCCAGUUUGAGCAACUCUAAUUCCAGAUAUAGAUAAGGAAUAAUCUCAGUCUAACAACUCUUGGUUUUCAUUUUACUUAAACUCCCAGUAUGAUAACAUAAUCCCAAUUUAACAUUUGUGAUUGUGCAACAACAUUUUGCCAGCCUAAGUAGGACAUUAUAUGUAUCCAGGACUAGAGGUGUGUGUAUACCUGCCAAUAGCAUUAAAGGGACCCAUUAGAAAUAUACAAGGAAGGUGACAUCGCUCAAUGAUUUUGGAAGGUUGGGACUGUGGUUCUUCACUCUCCCUUUGGUGUUCCUGAUUUGGAAUAGUAGUGACAUCAUAGUGUGACAUAAUAGCCCCCCAGAGUGCCCGAACAACUCCACUCACCUCUGCCCCCGACUGGUGACCACUGUCACUGCGGGUGGUCAAGGCCUUACAGGGGACCACAUUCAGACUGCCAGACAUCUCGAAACAUUCCUUAAGACGAACACAGGGUCGAUGUGAGAAAAAAAAGACACACUCAAGGCCAUCAAAGACAUUGCUAAAGACAAUACAUGGGGACGUCUUUAUAAGAUCACCAUAUAUGGUGCGAUUGGAUCCGCCCUAUCCUUUUCUGUUUUUCUCUGUGUCAUCACAGCUUGUGCCUGUGCACAUUUUGGCUUAUGCGCUACCAAGCAGAUUUCCCGCGUAGAAUGCACUGACUUAGAUUCAGAAAAGUGAUCGUCAUGAUGAAAUGUAUGACAGCAAUCUUUGCAUGAAAUUGCUUAUGCAUGCAUUAAACUAUGCAAGCAACACUUGCUAAUGUCCACACAAGUAAUACUGCUACUUUUGGAUGUGUAUAUAUUUCUAACUGUAUAUUUUUCCAAAUGCCUGCAUCAGAGAGCAUGUUUAGGCAUCAUUCAAUGCUUUAUUUGCACAUUUUCUUCAGAGUAUAAUACUUUUUUUUUUUAAAUGAAUUGUAGGUAUUGCUCUUUCACCUUAAAGUAAACCAACUCACUUGCGAAUUAAUGAUUUCUGUAUUGUAUUCAUUUGACUCAUGUUUGAUUCCAAACAAUUUAAGGGACACGCUAUCCCAUAGAUCACUGCAACCAAACAUCUAAUAACUAAAUAUAAGAAAUACAUUUGGAAACAACUAGUAUGAUUGUGAAAUGUCACUUUGUCAUGGUUUGAAAGUAGGUACUUUUCAGAUGGUUUUAGUGACUGAAUCCCCAACUAGUUUAUAUCAUUCAUUCAUUCAAAUAGCCAAAGACAAUACACAAGAUUAUUUUCAGUGGAAUACUUUAUGAACCAGCUGUCUAAAUACUGGCUGGAGCUAUAAUCUUCCAGAUGUUUUUCAAAGUGAGAUGAUACAGUAAAGGGUGAUACAGGGGUGACCUUUAUCAGCAUCACCUCUGCAACCACACUGCCUUCUGUUGCCUUGUUCAAAAUCGCCCUUUCCAAGGAAUACCCUUAAAAUAUCACAUAUACACUGAGUGUACAAAACAUUAGGAACACCUUCCUAAUAUUGAGUUGCACCUCCCUUUGCCCUCAGAACAGCCUCAAUUCGUCGGGGCAUGGACUCUACAAGGUGUCGAAAGCGUUCCACAGGGAUGCUGGCAGAUGUUGACUCCAAUGCUUCCCACAGUUGUGUCAAGUUGGUGGAAUGUCCAUUGGGGGGUGGACCAUUCUUGAUACACACAGGAAACUGUUGAGAGUGAAAAACCCUAGCAGAGUUGCGGUCCUUGACACACUCAAACUGUUGUGCCUGGCACCUACUACCAUACUCCGUUCAAAGGCACUUCAAUCUUUAGUCUUGCCCAUUCACCCUCUGAAUGGCACACACACAGAAUCCAUGUCUCAAUUGUCUCAACACUUAAAAAUCCUUCUUUAACCUGUCGCCUCCCCUUCAUCUACGCUGAUUGAAGUGGAUUUAACAGGUGACAUCAAUAAGGGAUCAUAGCUUUCACCUGAUCAGUCUAUAUCACUGAAAGAGCAGGUGUUCCUAAUGUUUUGAUAUAUUUGAUAGAUUAUAUUACAUUGAAUAUCUGCAGAUUUCAACUAUUGUAAGACGUAUCUUUUUUUUCAACCUCGCAAUUAGCUGUUGAAAUUCUGAUAUCUUCCCCUUCCCACCCUCGAGUACAAUGGUAAUUUUAAGUAGGGAGGCUGUUUUGCUCUGGAGCACUAGCCUUGGUAGUCUACAUACAGUACAACAGAAAACAACAGAAACGCUUCAAAUCAUAUCAUGAUUAUGCUCAAGUGGAAUGGGACUUCAAUAGAGUAAAAGGUCAAAUGCAAGUCAUUAUUUAUUUUCGGCAAGCGCAUGAGUGUCAAAUUUUAAAAAAAUUACUAAAAAGUUUUUAAAGUAUGCACUUUUUAAUGACUCAGUUCUGAAAUCUUUUUUUUCUUCAUAUUUUUUAAGGGUUCAUUACUUCAAAGGGAGAAAGCAAUGUUUGUAUAUGCCAUUGGUUUAGCAAUGCAACAACAAAAAGAUGUCAUAAAAUAAAAAUAAUUGUUAAUUUUA